Trypanosoma conorhini is the source of this 1881-nucleotide messenger RNA. RefSeq names its product putative glutamyl-tRNA synthetase. The record is from RefSeq and is a predicted model, not a curated record. Gene Ontology annotation, cellular component: cytoplasm; methionyl glutamyl tRNA synthetase complex; cytosol. Gene Ontology annotation, molecular function: ATP binding; glutamate-tRNA ligase activity. NCBI's taxonomy places the organism in Eukaryota, Euglenozoa, Kinetoplastea, Trypanosomatida, Trypanosomatidae. The transcript has a single exon. Bases 1 to 1881 code for a protein of 626 amino acids. Gene Ontology annotation, biological process: glutamyl-tRNA aminoacylation; translation.
AUGUCAGCCCUAAAUGCAAAUCUGGAGUCUGACAAACUUGUCCUAACAGAUGCCGAAGAAGGAAAGGUUGUUACUCGUUUUCCUCCUGAAGCCAGUGGAUUCCUCCACAUUGGACACGCAAAGGCAGCACUUAUAAACAGUAUGCUUGCUGACAAGUUUAAAGGAAAGCUUAUUUUUCGCUUCGAUGAUACCAAUCCUUCGAAGGAAAAGGGUCAUUUUGAACAGGCUAUUCUAGAUGAUGUAGCAUCUCUUGGGGUUUCAUGGGAUAUUGGUCCGACUUUUUCGUCAGACUACAUGGAUCUUAUGUAUGAAAAGGCCGAAGAGCUUAUUGAGAAGAAUCUUGCAUACUGUGAUAAAACGCCGAGAGAAGAAAUGCAGAAAUGUAGAUUUGAUGGAGUUCCUACCCGGUAUCGUGACGUAAAUAUAGAGGAGACAAAACGGUUGUGGAAUGAAAUGAAAAAUGGAACUCUUGAGGGCCAAGAGACCUGUUUGCGAGCGAAAAUUUCGGUUGAUAAUGAAAAUAAGGCCAUGAGGGAUCCCGUAAUUUAUCGAUUUAAUGAAACCCCACAUCCCAGACAAGGAACAAAAUACAAGAUUUAUCCGACAUAUGAUUUUGCUUGUCCAAUUAUUGAUUCCGUUGAAGGAGUAACGCACGCUUUGCGAACCAAUGAGUAUCACGAUCGUAAUGAUCAGUAUUACUGGUUCUGUGAUGCGUUGAAUAUACGAAAACCAAUAGUGGAGGAUUUUUCAAGACUGAAUAUGGAAUAUACUGUUAUGUCCAAAAGAAAGUUGACUCAGCUGGUGGAAAACGGUGUUGUGGACGGAUGGGAUGAUCCUCGAUUUCCAACGGUGCGUGCCUUGGUUCGACGUGGCUUGAAGAUGGAUGCAUUAAGGAAGUUUGUUCAGGCACAAGGUAUGUCAAAGACGGUUAAUUUUAUGGAGUGGUCAAAGCUCUGGUUUUUGAAUACACAAAUUCUUGAUCCCUCAGUCCCACGUUAUACUGUUGUAUCAAAUUCAUUGAAAGUCCGUUGUGUUGUGGAAGGGCAAAAACACCUUGAAAAAUGUGAAAAACUGCUGCAUAAAAAGGUUCCGGAAAUGGGUACUAAAACUUAUUUUAAAUCGGAUGUUAUUUUCCUGGACACCGAAGAUGUUGCUCUUCUUAAGGAAGGCGAUGAAAUUACGUUGAUGGAUUGGGGAAAUGCAUACAUUAAAAACAUGCGCUCUGUUGGGGAGUCAUCGACGAUAACAGAUGCUGAUAUCGUUUUACAUCUUGAAGGUGAUGUAAAGAAGACGAAGUACAAGUUAACGUGGGUUCCAGAGAAUCCGAAUGCGGAGGUGAUGGAACUUGCAGAAUAUGAUCACCUUCUUACAAAGAAAAAGCCAGAUCCUGAAGAGAAGAUUGAUGACCUUAUUGCUCCAGUGACAAAAUUUACUCAGGAUGUCUACGCAGAAGAAGCUCUUCGAACCCUUCAAAAAGGCGAUACGGUUCAGCUUGAACGCCGGGGGUAUUACAUUGUGGAUUCUGUAACACCCAAAAAGGUCCUCAUCUAUAUUCCUGAUGGACGCGACAAGGUUAAUCAUUUGUGUGCCAAGGCACAGUAUUUGAAGUCUAUAUCGAAGGAUGGCAAGUCUUCCGCUGCAAACGAUUUGGAAGCAAAGCGAGCUGCGAAAGCUGCGAAGAAGGCUCUCCAAAAGCAAAAACUCCAAAAAAUUAGCUACUGGCGUAGUAGACGUGAAAUAAUUAAUGUGCUGCUUUGUUUUAUCCGCAUCAUCCUUUUAUUAUCAUUAUUAAUGUUCGCAUUUGUCAUUCUAAAGAAAAUAAAGAUUAAUUUCACAGAAGCACAAAGAUCGAGAGAGGGGGAAAACACGACGAAGAGUUAA